Messenger RNA from Dioscorea cayenensis subsp. rotundata (Guinea yam), 1588 nucleotides. RefSeq names its product pentatricopeptide repeat-containing protein At5g06540-like. NCBI's taxonomy places the organism in Eukaryota, Viridiplantae, Streptophyta, Magnoliopsida, Dioscoreales, Dioscoreaceae. The record is from RefSeq and is a predicted model, not a curated record. Gene Ontology annotation, molecular function: protein binding; RNA binding. Gene Ontology annotation, biological process: RNA modification.
CCGUCUUCUCCACUGAGCUCGAGCAGCAACAAUGGCGAAGAAGAAGAAUCAUCUCCCACCACUGUCCUUCCUCGCCGAUCGCUGCUCCUCCAUGCGCGAGCUCAAGCAAGUCCACGCCCUUAUGAUCAUCUCCGGCCGCAUCCUCUCCGACAACUACGCCGCCAGCCGCAUCCUCUCCUUCGCCGCCCUCCACCCUUCCGGCCACCUCCCCCACGCUCUCUCCCUAUUCUCCCACACACCUCACCCCAACUCAUUCAUGUUCAACACCCUCAUUCGCGCCUUCGCCUCCUCUCCCACACCUUCGUCUGCCUUCUUCCUCUUCUCUCAUAUGCUCCGCCUCGGCCUCCCACCCGGCAAGCACACCUUCCCCUUCCUCCUCAAAGCCUCCGCCAACCUCCGCUCCUUUCCAACAUCCUCCCAGAUCCAUUCCCAUGUCCUUAAGCUCGGUCUCCAUUCCGACCUCUACGUCCUCAACGGCUUGAUUCGCAGCUACUCAUCCUGCGGUCUUCUUCGCGUUGGACGCCACCUGUUUGACGAAUGUCCUGAGAGAAAUCUCCUCCUUUGGACCACUAUGGUUUGCAGCUACGCCCAGAACUCCUGCUCUUCCGAAGCCUUAUGUUGUUUCGAUGCGAUGAUGCGGGCCGGGGUUGAGCCUUGCGGCGCGACACUGUCCUCUGUGCUCUCUGCGUGCGCUCGUGUCGGUGGGCUAGAGCUCGGAAAGCGCAUACAUUGCUUCAUUGAAGAAAAAGGGAUUGAUUUGGGAGUGAUACUGGCCACUGCUUUGGUUGAUAUGUAUGCCAAGAAUGGUGAGGUUUUGUUUGCUCGGAAACUGUUUGAUGAAAUGCCUGAGAGGAAUAUUGCUACUUGGAAUGCUAUGAUUUGUGGGUUGGCACACCAUGGAUAUGCUACCGAUGCGCUUGAGCUGUUCUUAGAAUUGGAUAAGGGAGAUAUUGCGCCGAAUGAUGUGAGUUUUGUCGGUGUUUUAUCAGCUUGUUGCCAUGCUGGUUUGGUUGAAGAUGGUCGUCGGUUUUUUCAUUCAAUGAAGGUGAAAUACGGUGUUGAGCCAAAGUUGGAGCACUAUGGAUGCAUGGUUGAUCUUCUAGGACGGAGCGGGAGAUUGGCAGAGGCCGAAGAGCUUAUCAAAGGGAUGAAAUGGAGAGCCGAUGUGGUGAUAUUGGGAGCGCUGUUGACGGCAUCUAGGAACCAUGGGAAUGUCGAGAUUGCAGAGAGGGUGGUGAAAGAGAUGCUCAAGCUUGAUCCCAGGAAUCAUGGAGUUUAUGUUGUUUUAUCGAAUAUUUAUGCCGAGGCAGGGAGAUGGGAAGAUGUUAUGAGGUUGAGGAAAGUGAUGAGGCAUGAAAGAUUGAACAAGAUCCCGGGAGCGAGUUAUGUGAAAUGACAAUGGCGACAAUGGCAAUGUUGGCCUAGUGUUAUCACUGGCCGGGGAUUAAGAUCUUGUUCCUCAAGUAGCCAUGAUAAUGCAUAGAAAAAAAAUGGCGUUAGAAGAUUGUGGGUACAUAGGCUGAUAUAGGUGGAAGUGUUUCGACCCAAAAUUUGUUUAUUUUGGUUCUUAAAUUAAAAAAAAAAUGAU